Molecule: messenger RNA, 1495 nt
Organism: Doryrhamphus excisus (bluestripe pipefish)
Lineage: Eukaryota; Metazoa; Chordata; Actinopteri; Syngnathiformes; Syngnathidae
Source: RefSeq, a predicted model, not a curated record
UGAAUUAGACACAUCCCAGCAUUGCACACUCACCAUUUGAGUACAACAUCCGAUAACCGUCAGGUCAUUGUAUGUUGCCGUACUUUUCACUGCCAACAUGCUCAAAGGUUUCAGUGCAUGAAUUGACACCGAUCAUACAUUAUUUUCAACCGUGAUUUUAAUGCUGUUGAUCGGCUGAUGGUGAUGGGGUGUACACUUUUGGCAACAAACAAACAACACAUGUGCGUUUGAAAAAGCUCACCUGAUGGAUUUUGCAGCGCAGAGCAAACAAACAGCAUAGAGGCCCUUUCCUCUGCCACUUCAACAGAUAUGUUGUCUCUUCAGGAGGAGUGAGACUGUGGAGAUGUCUAUUAAUAGUAUGCUAUAUUUGCACUGGCAUGGCUGCUCCCACCUGAUAUUGAAAUGCUUGAUUUCUUAUUGACACACAUAUAUGUCUUUGUUUAUAACAUAUGUACAUACAUGUUUAAUACAGCUUCAGUUAUAAACUUGAUUGAUUCAUUUAUAUCCAGCUGUCACUGGAUGGGUUUCAUUUGGGGAUGACAAUCAGCACCAAAUUCUCCAAAUUCAAUCUCCAUUGAUUUAAUCUUAUUUUGCCUCUGUGUAAAUCCUAAAUGCGACAAAGUUGGCGUGAUCAAAGCUCUCCAUUUAUGUGCUCCAGAGCGUCUGUGUAAUUUUGUUGACGUGCCUUUUAUUUUGAAGGCCUGAGUUUACCGGCUUCCGGAUGUACAGACUUCCGACGGCGAGUGUAAUACCGGAAGUUGUGCUGGGCUGUCAAAAGAGGAAAUAAUUUUUGUAAAUUAAAGUUAAAAACAGGAGCUUUCGUUUCCCAGUGAAAGCGGGGGGGGGGCUAACAGCAGAAACUUUGCAUGACACGGAGAGGACACUUCCCACCAUGGCGGAUGACUUGAAGAGAUACCUGUACAAACAAUUACAAAGCGUUGAAGGUAUUCAUGCCAUUGUGGUCACCGACAGAGAUGGAGUCCCAGUUAUCAAAGUUGCCAAUGAUAAUGCUCCUGUCCACGCGCUGAGACCGGGCUUCCUGUCCACCUUUGCCCUGGCCACAGAUCAGGGCAGCAAGCUGGGCCUGUCCAAGAACAAGAGUAUUAUCUGCUACUACAACAGCUACCAGAUCGUGCAGUUCAAUCGGUUACCCCUUGUCAUCAGCUUCAUUGCCAGCAGCAAUGCCAACACAGGCCUGAUCAUGAGCUUGGAGAAGGAGCUGGCUCCACUAAUAGAAGAGCUGAGGCAAGUUGUGGAAGUCACAUAACGUCCGACCAACCAUUUGAAGCCUUCAGGAGACUACAGUGGAAUCUUCUGUCAAAGUGUCCCCAUACUCACGGAUUCCCUUCCUUUGGUUUGUUGAUGUAUUGUGGGGAAACCUGCUUGAACCCCGCGAAGCGUUCCCUCACCUGCAUCAUUGUUCUUCUACUCUAUGUUGGGGAAAACAGGUUUUAUGUGUGAAUGCAAGUAAUAAAAGUUUGAUUUCAUUACCAAA